CCGGCGGCCGGCGGCCGGCGGCGGGCGCUGCGUGAGUGGGAUGCCAAUGCCCAGCUCGGGCGCCUGACAGCCUCGCGAGCGCGGCCGGAGUUGUGUUUUCCCGCAUCGCGAGCUCGGAGCCAGGGGAAGGUGCUGGAAGCUCCCAGCUGGCACUGUAUCGAAAUGGCCACAGAAGUCGACCCUCCGGGAGACCAAAAUCAAAGACUAAAUGAAGAUUUUGGGACACAUCAAAUGGAAAAAUUUUCUAAACAUUCAUCUAUACAGAAAACUUUCGUCAAAGGAGAUGGAGAUGACAUAGCAGUAAACUCAGUAGUUGACCAAAGCUUUUUGGCUCCUCUCAUUACUGAGUAUGAUAAACAACUAGAAGAGCUAAAUGGCCAGCUGAAAUAUUAUCAGCAACAGAUGGGUGAGAUGAAACUACAACUUGAAAAUGUCAUCAAGGAAAAUGAAAGGUUGCACAGUGAAUUAAAAGAAGCUGUUGAAAAGCAAUUGGAGGCCCUUCCCUUUGGCUCAGAGAUAGGAAGUGACAUAUAUACAGAUGAAGAAACAGUCAAGAACCUUCAAGAACAACUGCAACUAGCCAAUCAAGAAAAAAUUCAGGCUAUAGAACUCUGGCAGACUGUUGCCCAGGAAUUGGACAGACUGCAGAAAAUUUACCAGGAGCACAUGACCAAGGCCCAGAUUCAAGUAUUUGAAAGCCAAAAGCAAAAGGAUCAGCUGACCAGGUUUCAACAGCUAACUACACAACUCAAUGUUGGUAAAGAGAGUGCAGAAAUGAGUAAUCAACACUAUCUGAAAGCAUUAUCCGAACAAAGUGUGGAAACUGAGCAACUCCGAGCACAACUCAGGCAAACGAAGUUAGAUCUGAGGGUUGCAGUAGCAAAAGUAGAAGAGUUAACUAAAGUGACUGAAGAUCUUCAGGAACAAAUGCAAAAAAAGGAGGAGGAUAUGCUGUCUGCCCAGGGAAGAGAAGACGCAUCAGAUAAACGCCUACAUCAGUUACAAACAAGUAUAAAACAAUUAGAAGUGCGAUUAUGUGUUGCAAUCCAAGAAGCCAACCAGUUAAGAACAGAAAAAACACAUCAGGAAAAACAAACCAGAGACCUUCAAGCAAUGUGUAACAAAUUAGAAAAUGAGAAAUAUGAGGCUAUUCUAAGAGCUAGAGAUAGCAUGCAACUCCUAGAAGAAGCUAACCUUCAAAAAAGUCAGGCUCUGCUUGAAAAGAAGCAAAAUGAAGAAGAUAAAAAGAAAAUGAGUGAAGCAGUUUCUCAGCUUAUACAAAAUACCUCUAUAAGAACCAAGAAAGAAGUUGAAAAUACAAAAAAGCAAUAUCAUGUACAGAUUUCUCGAUUAACAGAAGAACUUUCAGCCCUUCAAAUGGAGUGUGAUGAAAAACAAAGCCAAAUUGAACGAGCCAUUAGGGAAAAAAAAGCUGUGGAAGAAGAACUAGAAAAGAUUUACCGUGAAGGCAGAGGGAAUGAAAGUGACUACAGAAAACUGGAAGAAAUGCACCAAAGAUAUCUGAUUGCAGAGAGCUCAAAAGACGAUCUUCAGCUAAGACUUAAAAGAGCAGAAAGUAGAAUAAAACAACUUGAAAUUAACUCCUCAGAAGAGAUAUCACGUUCCCAUGAAAUGAUUCAGAAACUUCAAAAUAUAUUGGAGGCUGAGAGGGAGAAUUGUGGCUUCGUCAGUGAACAAAGGCUGAAACUUCAGCAAGAAAAUGAAGAGUUACUGAAGGAGACUGAGAAUUUAAGAAAGAUUGCUCUAGAGGCUGAAAAAAAAGCCAAAUUAAAGAUCAGUACAAUGGAACAUGAGUUGUUAAUAAAGGAACAUGGUUUUGAAGUUCAGUUGAGAGAAAUGGAAGAUAGUAAUCGAAAUUCCACUAUUGAACUGAGGCAUCUCUUAGCUACUCAACAGAAGGCAGCUGAUCGGUGGAAAGAAGAAACAAAAAAACUUACUGAAAGUGCAGAAAUUAGAAUCAGCAAUCUAAAGAGUGAGCUGAGUCGACAGAAACUUCAUACCCAAGAGCUGCUUUCUCAGCUAGAAAUGGCAAAUGAAAAGGUAGCUGAGAAUGAAAAGCUAAUUCUAGAGCAUCAAGAAAAAGCCAACAGACUUCAAAGGCGUCUGACUCAGGCAGAAGAGAGAGCGGCUUCAGCUUCCCAGCAGCUCAGUGUGAUUACAGUACAGAGAAGAAAAGCAGCCUCCAUGAUGAAUCUGGAAAAUAUUUAAAAAUAUUCAUAGUUCACUCACAGAACUGUAGUGUUGGGAAAGCUGUUGGACUAGAGAUAUUUGAAAUGAUGAAUCCUGCAGAGAAUGGUUAAGGCUUGUGUCAUUUUGCAUAAGCAUUUUCCAUUCUGUCUUAAGGGUUUUGGGAAACAGAACAGUGACAGCAUCCUGAAAGUAAAGAAAAUAUAAUCCUAUAUUUGAGCUUCAGUGGAGAAUAAAGCCAGCCAAGAAGAAUUUAUGGGCUUCAUCAGUGUGUCUAUUUUUUAAUCCCCCUUUUUCCCUUGGAAGAACAUGAUACUUUUUAAACUAUGCUAAUUAUGAGAAAGAGGUUUUAAGAAAAUUUCAGAGCUUAAUAUUUCAGGUUCUAAAAUUUGGGAAUUUUAUAUCUGAUUGUUACUUCUAAUUCAUUUUUAAAGUUCCUAAGAAUUAAUUUUAUUAUGAACUCCUCAGUGGAAUAAAUUAUGCACUUUCCAAAAUUAUGCUGUCAUGUAUUUUAAUGUAUAAUCAUAGUAAUUCAUUUUUAACUUACAUGGUUGCCAAUAUUUACACAAUUAAUUUAAGAUUUGGGGUGGGGGUUUUUAAUAUUACUGAAAACAGAACUAAUCAAAUGGAAAUCCUUGAUUCUAAGAAUGCACAGCUUUGGGCUAUUACAGUCCUGUGGAUCUUCUUUGAUCCAUUCUUUGAGCUGGAUGCACGAUGGUUUCUGGUGAUGAGGGUGGAGAGGUGUGCGUCUGGAGAAGCAGUUAGGAGACUGUUGCAGUUGUCCAGUUAAAAGACAAAGAGUUUGAGUUGGGGUAACAUGAAAAUAUCCAUGUGUAGAUAUUUAGCCAAAGUGGAAUGGUGCUUAAAAAAAAAAAAAUGGGUAAUCACAGGAAUCUGGCUUGGAGAUGAAAAUUAAAGCCAUAGAAACAUCAGAGCUUGCCUCGGACUUUACCUGAUGCAGCUAGCCACCUCUUCUCUUCCCCCAUCACCCUUCCCCUCCAUUUCUUUGUUUUUGUACCAGCAGUUGAACACCAAGACAGGGUUUCACUAAGUUGCUUAGGGCCUUGCUAAUUGUUGAGGCUGUCUUUGAACUCAUGAUCCUCCUGCCUCAGCCUCCUGAGCCACAGGGAUUACAGGCAUGCACCACCAUGCCUGGCCUCCCUUCCAUUUCUUGUGCUCUAGACUUGAUGGUCUUCCUUUACUUCCAUCAACAUAUGACCCUCCCUCCUAGCAUAUCUUUCUCCAUUUACAUAACCUUUGGAUCUCUACUCAGACAUUCCUUCCUCAGAGGAGCCUUCACUGGCCACCACGUUAAUCUGAGUCUCUUUGUGAGGACACUCCUACUAGUGUGCUGUAGUUUUCCUUCAUAGUAUAGAUCAAAAUCUGCAAUUAACUCAUUGGACUUCUUUCCUCCCUAGCAGACUGCAAGCUCCCUGGGAGCAGUAUAAUGUCUGCUGUGGGUCAUUACAGUAUCCUCACACUCAGCACAGCUCCUGGCAUGCAGAGGGUGUUCAUUACUGUUCAUAUACUGAGUGUUCAAGCACAAGACCUUACGGACUGCACGCUAAAUGAGCGCAGGGCGACUCCUCUCUGCAUUCUGAUAUUAACAGUUUUCUUUCCAUUUGGCGCCCCUCUUCAGUACUUGGAUAUUCUCCAAGACGGGGAGGGGGACCUAUAACAGUAUGCCACUCUGACCUCUGUGAAUUUGAACAGACUUAAGGUAUACCGAGCAUGAUGGGAUCUUGUGUUGUUGUUUUGAGAAAAGUUUGUUAGUGCUGGGUGCGUACAGUGGUGUACACCUGUAAUCUCAGCUACUCGGGAGGCUCAGGCAGGAGGAUACCAAGAUCAAGGCCAACUUGGGCAACUAGAGAUCCUGUCUCAAAAAAUUGGAAAAAAAAAUUUUUUUUUAAAGGAUUGGCAGGGUAGCCUUGGGUUUAAUGCUUGGUACCACAAAAAAGACAGAAAAAAGAAGUUUGUUAGUAAUUACUGAUGUAAAAAUGUUGUGAUUUUAACAUUUCUCAUAUCAGUAAGUCUUAACUUCAUUUAUAGAGACAGUAUCACUUAUCCUGUAAACUGUGUUUUAGGAGCAGAGACUGAGAGUGGGAAAAUCACAUAAAUCUGAAAUCGAGGACAGCACAGCUAGUUCAUUUUAUUUAUUCAUGUUUCUUUAUUGUGUCUCCCUGAGGAAGAAAGGAGACAUGAUUACUUCUUCUUUCCUUUGUACACAAGCAUGCAAAUUGGGGUUUCUCCUCUGGUGUGAGCACCAUAGCUGCCCGAGUGGGGAGAACAUUAUCGACAAUUCAGCCAUGCAUUUAUUCAGCAGAUAUUGAAUAUUUCAUAGCCGCACCAUCUUGCCAAAGCAAUUCUCAAACAAAUCAGAGAGAAAAAACAUUUUAAACAUUUUACUAGAAAUCUGUUCUUUAACCAUAAUGUGUUUUAUCAUUUGUUCCAAAAUAAGUCUGUAAUGAGCUUUUUUGCAAAAAUUGUAUCAAAAAUUAUUAAAUGUCUUUAGUUUACCGAAAAACGUAUGUAUCGGUAGGUAGAAAUAGACGGAGAGAGACACUGGCUGCAAUACCCUGAGGUUAUGUAUAAAAUCUGCCUUUUACCAGCCCUUAAAUUGUAUAGCUUUUGCAAUGAUAUUAGUUCUCUUAGAUUAUAUAGAGAAGAAAAAUAAAUAUGUGUAUACUCAGAUAACAGUCAUAGGAUGAAAAGGCAUCAAAAGUAAUUUUUUUUUUUUUUUUUACAAAACUAGUGCCUUUAGCCCAAAAAUUCACCAAAAAAAUCCUCAUGUGCCACACAUUCCCUCUGAAACUCCUGAGGUGUGCACUGAGGCCACCUCUAUGUCUUCCACUCAGAACUGAAUGUAAACAAGUGAGGGAAGGCAACUUGGAAUCUGCUGGCUCAUUUAUUUUGAGACGCAGAUGAAGUGCAGUACCUUUUGAUGGUGUGCACAGCUGCUGAAGUUCACAGAGGGGCAGCUCACCUCCCCCCGGGUGGCCCAGUCCUUUCUCCAGGGCUUUGACCUCUCAAAAGUUCUUCCCUACAGUGGACUGCAGUGUGUCUCCUGCCUUCGUUCCACCUUGUGUAACAGAAAAAGUCUAGACCUUGUUCCACACGGCAGUUUUCAAGAUUUUAACAACAAAUUCUUUUUCCUCUCAGUAAAUAUUCCUAUUUUCUCACAGGACUUGGUUUUGAGUUCCUGAGCUGACCAGUUACCGACCAGCAAUUGGAUAUAUAAAUUGCAAAUCUUCUUCACUCAUUCAGUCUAUAAGUCCUUACUUAACCCCAGCUUCACACUAGGUGUGCUUAGAAUACAUCAUCUCAUGCCCCGCAAAGCAAAGGAGUAAACUUGUCAGUCCCUUGUCCUAGAUUCUGACAGAGGUCUGCAGGAGAGUGAGGGGUAGGGGGUGUCAAUUACCAGAAACUCCAGGGGAUGAAUAUGGUCUUGAAUUCUGUGCCCUUGCCUUUCCCCACCACAAGAAAAUGAUGACAUAUUCUUAAGAAAGCAUGCUUCCAGAGUCAUAGCAGCAGCCAUUCAUGGAAAUGUUCAUAUGUAAUGUUUCUUAGUGUUCAGAUGAGCAGAGUCUUGCCGUUCUGGGGCCUAUACUUCCAUUAAUGUAGCUUAAAAUCAUUUAGUUCCUCUUUUCUUUUUUUUUGGAAGUUGCUGUUUGACAGAUAUUGAGCAUAUUGUCAACUAAAACCCUAAGUCCUUUUCCAAGGUUUUGUUGCUAUGCCAGAUCUUUGUCCCAGAAGCAGGAUUGGCCAUGUGUCCAAGGUUGUUUUAGCUUCUGGUUCUGUCGGCUAGUUUGUUAGCCUGAGCACAGGGACCAUGACUAGUUUUGCUUUACUGCUGUAUUUCUUGCACCCCAGACAAUUUUUUACUUACAAUAAAAGUCAUCCACAGAUUUGAUAAACAUGCUACCCAUAUUUUCAUGCAAAUCACUGAAAAGAUGAGAAAGACCAGGCAGAUGAGUACAGUCAACAAACUGCACCAACCACCAGCUCCCUUACAAUGAAGAGUCGGCACCCAUCAGUGGUGAUCUUCAACCUGUUUCAGUAUUAUAUACUGUUGCUUUGACUGUCCUGAGAACAUCAGGAAAGACCGUUGUCUGCCUCACCAACAUGAAAGAUGCCAUCCUCGUCCUCUUUCCCACAUCUAGUCCAGUAAUGGCGUCUGGGAGGAAAGCGCUUGGUCUUCCCAGUGACUUCACGCAGCAGCCUGGAGAUCACCACCUGCCCCUCUCAUGCUUGUUAAAGCCCUGGAGUUCCCUGGAGAAGGCAUCAUGGAAAUUCUCAUCCAAUGUCAGCAGAGUCCUUUUUUCACAGAAUAAAAAAAGCCACCAGAGCAUGAUGUGAUGCAUAAGGAAAUCUGUUAGCACUCUAUGAGACCAGCAUCUCCUUUCAUGUAAACUACUCUAGAGAGAAUUUGAGAAGCUAUAAUCACAUUUCUACAACUACACUGCGGACUUAAUGAUGUCUUUUGAGACUCUGUGAAGUGCGAGGCAUUUGCAUUUAUCAUCGCCCACCAUCCAACACCCCCGCCAGGAAUCCCUUCAUGUUGGAAGCCCAGAUCCCCAACAUAUGCACUAGUGGUGAGCUCUGGGAAGUACCAGUCACCAGAGUCUGAAGUUCAUCACUUGAAUUGAAUAGCCAGGUGGCCAGGUCCUGGCAAUGGCCAGGGGAAACCUAAGCUGGCCCAAGAGCCAGUGGUCAAGGAAGAGGAAAGUCAGAAGGACUGGUGAAAGUGGGACUCCAGCUGCCCUUUCUCACAGACAGAGAACUUUCUAGGUGGCUUCGCUCUCUGCCAGUCCUGCAUCCCACAUCCACUCACAGGCUUCAGGAGCGAGGCCUCUCCAGGCGCAGCAGCUCUCCCCCUCCUACAGUGACUCCAGUAAUGACUCUUUAAAUUCUCUUCCCUGGCUGCUGGGUGUCGCUCAGGGUCAGAGCUGCUGCCUCUGUCUAUGCAGCAGAACCGCCUUGUGGGCCACACCAUUUCAAGGCUGACCACAGUCCUAGAAAACGAGCUCUGUGGGCUACAAUUGGUACGAGAGGGUUUGUUCUGUAAAUGUAUUAAUUCAUUAGAGUUCUAUCUGAUUCUGUAUACUCGGGGAACCAGGAGUUUGUGCUUUGGGAAGAAUGCAGAGGGCAACAGACAUCCACGAGGCGUGGGUAAGCCUUGCCCUCGUCCACACUGACUCCACUCAUCCUGUGUAGUGUUUAAUUCAGGUGCUGAUCUACCAUGUCUUACGGUUACAAUCUACUCUUCUGUCUCCUCAACAAGCUGCAAAUAACACAAACUUCUCACAACGAUGAUUUAUAAAUGACUGGAAAAAAAUUCAAUCUGAAUUGUAAAAAUGUGUUUGUGUAGCUAAGGAAUAAAGGGCUUCUGCUUGUCCCCGCCACCAGACCUCCCCGGCACAGGGCGACAGGCCAGGGGUCAGGAGGCCAGGAUGCUCCUCCUGAUGAUGUCUGUCCUCCUGCUGAUGGUGCUGCUGGCAUGGACACACUUCUUCUCCGAGGCCUCGCUCUCCGAGUCACUCAUUUCUGCGUCGGGGACAUACCCGUCAUUCUCGCUGUCAGGCUUUAAUUUGCUUUUUGCUCGUUCCUUGGCUGGAGCUCGGCCUAGGCCCAGGUAGGGGUAGUCUGAGUGCUGGUGGCAGGUGCCCUCGAGGGCCUCUCCCUGCUGCUGCCGCUCCCCCUUCUUUGGAAUCCGGAACCCCCCCCAGUCUUUCCCUGGGCUGGCAGGUGUUGUAGGCACUUGGACUGUGGUCUGACUACAGGUCACUCUGACUAGGGAGCCAUUGCACCUGGGCACCAUGUCCCUCCUGGCUCCAGGCGCGGACUGCCCCCCUCCAGGGGAGGGGGUGGCUCUCGUGCUGUCCAGAUGCCUCUGGGACACAUCUGUGGACCUGAGAGGCUUGUGACUCUGUUUAAAAGGCCUGUCCUUCAAGUCUCCUUUAAUGAGAUCACAAUGAAAACGAUUGUCUCUUCUUUUCCCGUGGUCUGGUGUCACCACACCAUUUUUCUGUUGUGCUGAUAUGAGACGUGCUUCUGCAAAGGUCUUUUCAAAACUCAGAAAGCUCUCUGGGACCCCCAGCCCCUCCCUCACGCUGCACAGCUCUGGCUGCCGGGGCAGGGCCUUGCCCUCGCCCCCACUGCUGUUCUGCAACAGGUCUCGGUUAUGGGGCUUUUUCAGGGAAUGAACCAAGGAAGUACCCAUUUGUUUCCUGAAGAACGCAGAAUGCCAUUUCAAGUCCUCUAUCUUGGGAGCGUCGGGACCCACAGAAGGACUAUUAAACAGAAGCAUGUGUUCCAGGGAGAAGGAGGAGCAGGAAGAAGAAGGCACACCUGUGAACACAACAAAGAAGGGUCACGAGGGGCAGACCCACAGGGAAAGUCCGGCUCCUUGGCGUCGCCCAGUUGACACAACUCUCCCCUCCAAAAGCACGACACACGGCCACCUACUCUGUCUUAAGAAUCUGCAUUUGAUAUGCAGACAUUUUUCUAAAGUAGCUGAAAAACCGUAUAAUUCUUCACAGGAAAAAAAAAAUCCUUUCCAAGGACUACAUUUUUCUUCAGACAAAAUAACUGAUCUGAUUUUCAAAGGAGAAUCCAGGCAAGAUCUGUCAGCGGGUCCCUGGCUGCCAUCUCCCUCCUCUGGUUACAGCAACCCUGCAGUGGGCGGCUCCCCAGCCAGCAGCCACCCGCUGGGACCGGAACACAAAAGGGCAAGCUGGGGCUUCUUUCUCCCAAGUGCCCACACCUUAGCAGGGUUGUUACGAGGAUAAACAUGUGUCUACAAUGCUGUGCAGUAACUUUAAAACCGUCCAAGGCAAAGACCCCUGCCUCCCACCGAAGGCUAACCUCAGAUCUCUAAAAUCCUGGUGCUGCCAGGUUCUGGGGCUUAGGAUCACAGAAUGUUAAGGCCAAGAGGCACUUAGAGGUCAUGGUUCUACCCCAAGCCUCUCCCAGGCAAAGGAACCCCAGGAAGGUAGAACAACUUUGCCCUUGAUCUCCCAGUAACUGAUGCGCUUUCCACAGCAGAUGUAGAUCCCUGUGUGCUUUUCUGUACUGCCUCACCCCGAGCAACACAAGACAGAAAGCACUAAAUAACACCUGGUGCUCAAUGGAAAAGAGUCAAACUCCAUCUACACAAAGAAAAGGCUACUGUGGAUGUCAUCUGAACAAGUGUCAUAAGCACACUUUUAAGACAAUACUUGUAAUACGCUGCAGGUAGCUGCAAAGGCUAGAUGAUCUAUAAACAAAUCCGUCUGUGUCCCCACGAUACAUGUAUCCAGAGCUCUGCCCUGGCUACGUAUCGCCCUGGAGUCUCCUGACCAUUCCAGAAGGGGGUCGAGACGCCAUCCCCACCUUCCAGGGGGAAGAAGGUGAGGAUUAGACUUGGCUUCUGUGUACUCAGGGCCCAGUCUGCACCUUGCUCCCCUGCACCGCGAUGCCGCUAAUGCCUGAAGAUCCUCUGUAAAUGUGGAAAUCUGUGCUGCCUGGUUUUUUUUUCCUUCUUCCCUAUCAAAAAGCGAAGCAUUUGUCCCUCAGCUGGCGUGGAGGGCAGACCCUGCCCAUGUUUCGGCCUUCGGGGCAUGAUGCCUACCUGAAACUCUUUCUUGCUCCAAGAGCUUAGUGUACAGACUGAACAUCUGUUCCUGGACUCUGCACACAGAUCGCUUGAUCUUUUCCCUGCGGGUCACCAUGUAAGUGAGGUUCCGGACCUAGAACGCAGAGGACAAAGAUUCUAAGUGAGUGAUACAGUCACGAUCAUGGAUACAUGGUGCUUUUUAAAAUUUUCUUUAACUGCGAGAAAUUGGUUCUACUCAGGCCUCAACAGACAUUUGAAAUCAAAAUGCACUUUCAGCAUUUUGCCCAAUCUCCUAUCUCCUUUUGGGAGGACAAGAAGGUUCUGCUCCUUCCCCCGAGCUGGACAGCAGAGUCUGGAGAGCUGGGGCUGGGAGCUGCAGCCUGGCUGCACACAGCCUUCCGGCUCCCAUGCCCAGCCCCGGGGAGGCCCUGGCAUCCAGUCCAGGCUCCACUUUCCAGCCGCCAGCCAUGUCUUCCCAUUAAUCUACUGCCAACGAGCUUCAGCGCCAUUCACAAGCCACCUGUGCCCCGCUGUGCCUCAAGUAGGUGAGCACAGGGUCCCCUGGAAGACCAGUCACCAACAACUCCAGGAAGCUUCUUGUCCACUGGACUCUCAACGCCACUGGAAGACCUGGCCCCCAGGAGUCACAGCACCAGGCCGCCUCCCUCCUGCUCUGCCAGCCGUAACUGGCCAGUCUCCAGUCCAGCUCCAUCUUUGUCUCUUGGAAACUGUCGCUGCCCUCUCCCCGAUUCUUCUGUAACCGAGACGCCAGUGCUAGAGCUCUGCUUCACAGGCAGCGUGUGGCUGGGGCGGGUCAUGCCCGCGCUCACUAAGCCACACGCAAGUGACUCAAAGUUCAAUGGUCAGCAUUCCGCCAGCUGCCAUCACUCCAACAGCACCAAGACCUAGAGAGUCGGCCACUGACCCCACUGACCCUCCGUGCUGAAGUCUACUAGCGAUCCUCACUAGGCCGAGUGUGCUGAAAGCACCAGCGUCAACCACGGCGCACCAGCGGGCCAGCUCGGCCCGGCCGCAGGAGGGACAAGUGCAUGCCCUCACGCUCCCGAAACUUCCCCUGCAGCUUUCAACAGAGAAAGCUCAAAGGCCUCCACCCUUUUAUUCCAGCAUAAGGACAAGCCACACACCGGACAGACACAAUUUUUUUGACGUUCGUCUCCGACCUCUGUCAGCCGCCGCGAUUCAAGCUGUGUUCAGGGCAGUCUUGUUUGCCAAGGAGCGGGACACGCGGACUGAGACACAGCCCAGGUUGGCUGGCUUGACACGGGCAUCCUGGGCCCAUCUCCCGGCCCCAGCAGGAAACGGCCAGGUCAGCUGGCUCUGCCCUGCACACCUGGCCACCAGGGUCUUCCUAUCUUUGUUCCUACAUCAAUCCCUUAUGUUACUAAUACUUCACUGUUAAACCCAUAUCUGUUUUUUUUAAUUAAAGAACUCAGAAGAAAAUCACUGAGUAAACCUCA
Molecule: messenger RNA, 11280 nt
Organism: Ictidomys tridecemlineatus (thirteen-lined ground squirrel)
Lineage: Eukaryota; Metazoa; Chordata; Mammalia; Rodentia; Sciuridae
Source: RefSeq, a predicted model, not a curated record